Helianthus annuus (common sunflower) is the source of this 853-nucleotide messenger RNA. Its product is annotated as 60S ribosomal protein L9-2. Gene Ontology annotation, molecular function: rRNA binding; structural constituent of ribosome. Gene Ontology annotation, cellular component: cytosolic large ribosomal subunit; ribosome. Gene Ontology annotation, biological process: cytoplasmic translation. Lineage: Eukaryota; Viridiplantae; Streptophyta; Magnoliopsida; Asterales; Asteraceae. The transcript has 3 exons. The coding region runs from base 86 to 673 and encodes 195 amino acids. The record is from RefSeq and is a predicted model, not a curated record.
CUCUCCACAAUCUUUCACCUCUGCACCCGUAAACCCUAAUUUCUCAACAAGAAGCCGGCGGCGCUGCACAACCACCGAUUCCAAAAUGAAGACAAUCCUCUCAUCGGAAACAAUGGACAUACCAGACGGUAUCGAAAUCAAAGUGAAGGCCAAAAUCAUCGAAGUGAAAGGACCACGAGGAACCCUAACUCGCAAUUUCAAGCAUCUGAACCUCGAUUUCAUGCUUAUUACUGAUGAGGAGACCGGAAAACGGAAGCUCAAGGUUGACGCGUGGUUCGGAUCCAGGAAGACCACCGCUGCGAUCCGUACGGCGCUCAGUCAUGUUAACAAUUUGAUUAUUGGUGUGACUCAAGGGUUUAGGUAUAAGAUGCGGUUUGUGUAUGCUCAUUUUCCGAUUAAUGCUAGUAUUACGAACAAUAAUUCGGCGAUUGAGAUCAGGAACUUUUUAGGUGAAAAGAAGGUUAGGAAGGUUGAUAUGCUUGAAGGAGUUACCGUUGUGAGAUCCGAGAAGGUUAAGGAUGAACUUAUCCUAGAUGGAAAUGACAUUGAACUUGUUUCGAGAUCAUGUGCUUUAAUCAACCAGAAAUGUCACGUGAAGAACAAAGAUAUCCGAAAGUUUCUUGAUGGUAUCUACGUGAGUGACAAGGCAAAGAUAGACGAGGGUGAAAAUUAAGUUUGAUAGGUAGUUAAAAUCCAUCUUGUUGUUUGCUGCUUCCGUAUCAUUUUCGGGUUUUUUUUUAAAGAUUUUUACCAGAUUUUGUGUUUUGGAUGUUUUAUUACUAUUUUAUCGACAUUUUGGUCUUGUUUUGCAUGUAUUGCUUGUCACUUCUGAAGUAAUUGUUUUUCUCUACUA